AUGAACAGCAGUGGUCCAGCAUAUCCUUUGGCUUCACUCUAUGUGGGUGAUCUGCACCCUGACGUCACGGAGGCCAUGCUUUAUCAAAAGUUCUCACCUGCUGGACCCAUCAUGUCCAUUCGUGUAUGCCGAGACAUCAUCACACGCAGGUCCCUCGGCUAUGCUUACAUUAACUUCCAGCAGCCUGCAGACGCUGAAUGUGCCCUUGAUACAAUGAACUAUGAAGUCAUAAAGGGUCGUCCAAUCAGGAUCAUGUGGUCACAGCGAGACCCUUGUCUAAGGAAGUCUGGAGUAGGGAAUGUUUUCAUCAAGAACAUGGACGAGUCCAUCGACAACAAGGCACUUUAUGACACUUUCUCUGCUUUUGGAAACAUUCUGUCAUGUAAGGUAGUUUGUGAUGAGCAUGGCUCGAAAGGUUAUGGGUUUGUGCACUUUGAGACACAAGAGGCAGCUAACCGAGCCAUUGAAACCAUGAACGGCAUGCUCCUGAAUGAUCGCAAAGUCUUUGUGGGACAUUUUAAAUCUCGUAAAGAGCGGGAGGCGGAGUUUGGAGCCAAGGCCAUGGAAUUUACCAAUGUUUACAUUAAGAAUUUUGGAGAGGACUUUGACAGUGAGAAACUGCGGAGCGUCUUCUCUGAAUACGGGAAGACCUUAAGUGUUCGUGUGAUGACGGAUGAAAAAGGACGUUCUCGUGGCUUUGGCUUUGUGAACUUUGAAAACCACAAUGACGCACAGAAAGCAGUAGCUGAGAUGAAUGGGAAGGAACUUAAUGGGAAGAUUCUGUAUGUGGGUAGGGCUCAGAAGAGACUAGAACGGCAGGGAGAACUCAAACGCAAGUUUGAGCAGAUCAAGCAGGAACGAUUAAAUCGCUACCAGGGGGUUAAUUUAUAUGUGAAGAAUCUGGAUGAUGGUGUUGAUGAUGACAAACUGAGGAAAGAGUUUUCACCAUAUGGUACUAUCACCAGUGCCAAGGUGAUGACCGAAGGAGGCCGCAGUAAGGGCUUUGGCUUUGUGUGCUUCUCCUCUCCUGAGGAAGCUACUAAAGCAGUGACUGAGAUGAACGGCCGCAUCGUCAGUACUAAGCCUCUCUAUGUUGCGCUGGCCCAAAGGAAGGAGGAGCGCAAGGCCAUCCUCACCAACCAGUACAUGCAGAGACUGGCCAGUGUGAGAGCCAUCCCUAGCCCUGCAAUGCCUGCUUAUCAGCAGAGCUCCGGCUACUACAUGCCUUCUAUGCCACAGCCUCAGGGACGUACCUUCUUUAGCGCUGUACCAAACCUACGGCCAGCACCACGCUUUACAGCACAAGCUCCCAGACCACAGGCGCCAUACUCUGCUCAUAUGAUGAGGUCAGCGAUGCCACGCAGGGCAUCCACCCCCAUCAGCACUGUGCGCCAGGCCUCCACCCAGGCACCAGGCAUUGUCCACACCCAGAGAAUGGCUCAUGUUGGGACACAGACAGCAGGUGGUCGAACUGUGGGAGGAGCAAUGAUGAGAGGAAUCAAUCAGUACAAGUACUCAAGUGGAGUCCGAAAUAUGCAGCAGGUUAUUAAUGUACCGCCUCCUGUUACACAGGUCAUGCCCCCUCCAGUCAUGGAGCCUGCUGUUCAUGUAAAAGGUCAGGAGCCCCUCACUCCAUCAAUGUUGGCAGCUGCACCUCUUUUGGAGCAGAAACAACUACUGGGUGAGCGUCUGUAUCCGCUGAUACAAGCCCUUCAUCCUAAUCUUGCUGGAAAAAUCACUGGCAUGCUGCUGGAAAUUGAUAACUCUGAAUUGCUGCACAUGCUUGAGUCUCCAGAGUCCCUGAAUGCCAAGGUUGAGGAGGCAGUAGCUGUGCUUCAAGCUCAUCAAGCCAAGGAAGUGUCCUCUAAGAAGUGAAGAUGCCUUCAGGCAGGCUUGAAUGUUGGGUUUUGCCUAAGAGCCGAAAGAGUGGGGGAAAGAAAAUGAGAAAUGGGGGGAAGAAAGAAAAUGGUUGUAGACUGCCUAGUCAAAUGUGACUAGUGUGAAGACUGUUCAGUGUUAUGUUUGUUCUGCUUUUGUUUAUAAAAAUGAAAAAAGGGGAAA
Molecule: messenger RNA, 2061 nt
Organism: Colossoma macropomum (tambaqui)
Lineage: Eukaryota; Metazoa; Chordata; Actinopteri; Characiformes; Serrasalmidae
Gene: pabpc1l
Product: poly(A) binding protein, cytoplasmic 1-like
Exons: 15
Coding region: 1-1875 (624 amino acids)
Cellular component (GO): ribonucleoprotein complex
Molecular function (GO): RNA binding
Source: RefSeq, a predicted model, not a curated record